Molecule: messenger RNA, 1017 nt
Organism: Durusdinium trenchii
Lineage: Eukaryota; Dinophyceae; Suessiales; Symbiodiniaceae
Source: the annotation of a GenBank genome assembly
AUGCCGCUGGAGCUUCCUGAUGAUGACCUGGGACCAGUGAUUUCCACUGAGCCAUUGCCCACCCAGAAGCCUCACCAGAAGUCUCGCAAAGGGAAGCGCUCCAGAUCAUCGAAAAGGAAGAUUGAGCCAAGCACCUCAGUGGCCGAUAACCUUCCAUCUGAUGAUGAUGGGCCUCCUAUGACAGUGCCAGGGUAUGAACCCACUGAUUGUUUUUCUGGUGCUCUUCUACAAUAUGAUGAUGAAAGGCUGAAGCUGGCUGCCCAGAAGAUUCCAAGUCAGGUGCACCAUCCCUUUGAUGAUUUGAGGGAACUGCUGAGUGACUUGAAGCCGCCAAAGGGCCCGCGGUGCACUCUUUGGGAGGUAUUUUCAUUACCUCGACUUCAGCCUGUGAUUACCAAAUUGGGAGGUCGCUGCACUAGGUCCUAUGAUCUUCGCAACUUCUUUGAUUUGGGAGAAGCAGCUAUGCAAAGGACAUUGUUUCAGGAUAUUGCUAUGCUACAGCCAUUGGCUAUCUUCCUGUCCCCGCCAUGCACUUGGGUUUGUGCACUGCAGCAUUCGAACUGGGGGCGUAUGGCCAAGUCGAAGAGGGUGCUGAAUCUGGUACAAGCCUUGAUGCUUAUUGACCUGGCUAUGUGGAUUGCAGAGCAUCAAGUCUCAAGUGGCAACUACUUUGGAUUUGAACAUCCUGCAGGAAGUUUAGCUUGGAAUCGUGCAAGCGUAACCUUUGUCCAGCGCCACAGCAGUGUGAGGAUCGCUGAGUUCGACCAAUGUCAGUUUGGUUUGGAGUCAGUUCAAACCAAAACACCAAUCAAGAAGCGCACCAAAGUUAUGACCAAUUCAGAUGAAUUGAUGAAGGCCCUACAUGGCCAGUUUUGUCCAGGAACCCACACACAUCAGAUCAUUUCUGGUAGUGAGGGUGGCCUCAAGCGUUCAACAGCAGCGCAGGUGUACCCUGAUCGUUUGUGCAUCACAAUUUGCAAGGCACUCAUUGCUCAGGAGGCUAAGCAUCCAAGGUGA